AUGAUCAGGAGAUGGGCAAAAUAUCGAUGGAAACUAAAAGGUAGUGUCGACAUCUUAGCAAUACCUGGGGGCCUCUUCCUGUUUAAGUUCAAUGUUGAGGAAGACCCGAUCUUUGUCCUAUCAGGGUCCUGGGCUUAUGGGAAGCAUUUCCUAACUCUGGCUAAAUGGAAGCCUGACUUUGACCCCUCAACAGAACUCAACCGCAUGGCCCCUGUUUGGGUUAGACUACCUGGCCUUUCGCUAGAAUUCUGGGAUGAACAAAUCUUUCGCUGGAUCGGGAACUCAUUCGAUAGCUAUGUUGUAGCAGAUUCAGUCACUCUCAAUAAAUCUAGGUUGGUUUAUGUACGUUUUUGUGUCAAUGUUGUGAUUAAUAAGGCUCUCCCCAACUUUGUUUCUCUAAAGUCAAAGUGGGGAAAAUGGUCCCAGGCUAUUGUUUAUGAAAAUGCUACCCUAUUUUGUCAGAAGUGUAAUAAACAAGGACAUACUUACACUAAGUGUAAAAACCCAGUGUCUGUUGAACCCAAGCUUAAAGAAAAGACCAUCUUGGGUGAACCCAUCAACCUAAGUGCACCCUCAUCAUCUGCUCCCUUGGGGCUGCCUAAUGUGAAUGAAGUCCCUGAUGACUACCCCCACACGAACAUGAUCCUUGAAAUCUUAAAAUCCCCUAUGGUUUCUGAAAAGAUUGUUAACCUAGCUACUUCCCUGGAAGAAGAUGAAAUCCCACCAUUGAUGAGUCUCUACCUUUCCCCAAAUCCCUUGCCACCCCCUGGCUUGCCUUCAGAGAAAAUCUCCCCCAUGCUCUCUACUAUUCCUAUCCCCCCAACCCAUCAAGCUUCCAUCUCAGAUGAAGCUAUGUCUGUCACUGAUAAUCACAACCCCCCCUUUUUCCCCUAG
This is a messenger RNA of Cryptomeria japonica (Japanese cedar), 894 nucleotides long. RefSeq lists its product as uncharacterized. Bases 1 to 894 code for a protein of 297 amino acids. Lineage: Eukaryota; Viridiplantae; Streptophyta; Pinopsida; Cupressales; Cupressaceae. The record is from RefSeq and is a predicted model, not a curated record. The transcript has a single exon.